Molecule: messenger RNA, 4624 nt
Organism: Columba livia (rock pigeon)
Lineage: Eukaryota; Metazoa; Chordata; Aves; Columbiformes; Columbidae
Product: maestro heat-like repeat-containing protein family member 2B
Exons: 8
Coding region: 388-1197 (269 amino acids)
Cellular component (GO): cytoplasm
Source: RefSeq, a predicted model, not a curated record
UUCUACACCUUCUGCAGCCAAACUGUGGCAGCUGUGUUUAUAUCAGCCCUCUUGUAAGAGCUGCCCAAGACCUGUGUUUCAGAGGGGAUGUCCCGGCAUUGGGGCCCCUGAGCUGUGUUGGGAAGGACAGCGGUAAAUCCGCCAGCAGUGUGUGCGAUGCUGGCUGCUCCCUGCUCCCCAUCCCGUGCCAGAGCCCCGGCUGCAGGACGGGAAGAGCUCCCGGCCCCGGAGCUCGCAGCUCGAGGAGCUGCCGGGAGGUGCCCAGGGAAGGAAGGAGCUGGUGAGGGUGCGGGGCAGGACCGGGGCUGACGUCUGGGGGCAUCUCUGUUGUCACAGGCACAGCUGCCGCAGGGCACAGAGAGACCUCAGGCCACUCGUGCUGCUCUGAUGUGCGUGUACAGCGGCAUCGCUCUGCGUGCCCCCAGGGAGCAGCUGCUCGCCCGUGUGGAUAGGGAGAUCAUGGGCACCAUCCUGCAGCUCUCCAGAGUCACACAGAGGGAGAUGCAGCUCAAGCUCGCCCUGGUGCAGAGUGUCACUGAGGUCAGCUCUGCCAUCCAGACUGUGGGUGAUGCUGGCAGCUUUGAGCUGUCCUCGAAGCAGGAGGUGACACAGACCCUGCUGGACUGGAUCAAGGAGGAGCCUGCGGACUCCCUGGUGUACGGAGUGUUUCAGGCCCUGGAGGAGUUGAGCAAGCUGAGGCCAGCGCUGAGCAGGGAGGAGAACCGCAGCCUGCUGGCAGUGUGCUGCCAGGCUGUCCUGUCCUCUCCUUCCCAGGAGGGGAUGAAGAGGGGCAGGACGGUGCGGGCAGCUCUGAACAUGCAGCUUCUGCACAGGAGAAGUGUUGAAGAUCUGGGCCACCUCAUCGAGACUCUCCUGGCGGCAGAGGAGCCCUCGGCUGGCUUUGAUGAUGUGUUCCUUGUCCUGCAGCACUGGCUGGGCUCCGACAGAGACUGGGAGCGGGAGAGAGCCCUGCGGGUUUGUGCCCGUGUGCUGAGGGCUUGCAAGGAGCGAGCUGAGCUCACGAGAGGACGCCCUUGCCGGCAGCUGGGCUCCCUGGUGGCACUGCUGGUCUCUCUGACCAGUGACUGCCUGGACUCGUCCCGCCACAGGGCAUGGCUCUGCAUCAGCUACCUGGACCAAAUGCAAGUGUCAAGAUAUUCCGGCUGGGCACCGAGCAGCUCCACUGGCUCAGCGUAGCAGCCGUACCCACAGCAUCGGUACCCACAGCAUCGGUACCCGAACGCCUGGCGGAGCAGAUACGAGUAGUAACAAGAGCAGCCGCUUCCAGUCAGUAUCUCCAGCCUCAUUUCUUACCAUCUCUAAUGAAGGCAGUGAAGAAAGUCCAUGCCCAUUUCUAGGCCAGAGCCAUGGCAUGGAAUUGCAGCCCUCUUCUGCUCCUGACAAGAACAAGGUGAAUUGCAUUUCAAAAAGUGGCUCUGCUUUCUUGUCAGCAUCCUCAAGUCACUUAUCCACACACAGGAUCUCACACUUACGGGCACUACACAGAGCCCGACUGUCUCCUCCAGCCCGACACCAGUUUGUUCCACUCCAUUUCUGUGGCGUCCUUGUCUACAAACACAGAUCAAGACAGGGUCUCCUGUGGAACCAGCACAGCACCACAGACCUCUCCGCUCCAGCAAUCGGGUCCUGUUGAGGAAGCCUAAGGACAGUUCCAGAUUGUUUUGACAUUUUGCUGGGCAAUUACAGGGAAAAGGUUGGAACCAGUUGCCUGGACCUUUCUGAUCACACUAUUGGCAUUGUUUUGAUAAUUUCUGGCACUGUCGUAAUUGAACUGUCUGUAUAAUUGCCAGUUUGGUAGCACAUUGAGAAGUUCAGGAGGAUGCAGCAGCUGAUGCUCAGUUGCACUUUCUGCUUGUGAAGACUCCAGUCCUGUGUCCUUCCUGCUUUUUUAAACACUGCUGCAAACAGAGGCUCUCGUCACAGUGACUCACUGCCAGUGAUGUCCGUGUUUCCUCGCUGAGUACCUGACAGCUUCUCUGUGCAAUGGAAAGGGUGAAGAGCACAUGGGAAGCGACCAGAGACUCGCGGUUGCCAAGGCCAGUGCUGCAGGGUGGCUCCUGGGGUGUCUUAUUUCCCUUUGACUCCUCCUGCACACACACGUACAGCCCACAUAGGCCCGUGGCUUUUAUCUGAACGGUUUGAGGCAGAACUGGCACUUGUAAGAAUCUUUUUUACUGGACAGACCUGUUCUCAUCUGGAACUGAUGUGCACUGAGAUGUAUCUCCAAAGCAAAGCUGGUGAGUCAUUGUCACUUGUUCACACGAGGUGAAUACAACCUGCGAAAAACACCCUUGCCAUAGAAGCAUCUGAACACUUGUGCAUGUCAGGACUGCUUUUGCCGUAUAAUUCCAUAGGUUCAGUGUGUGCCCUCCAUCGAAUGUCGUGGCCUAAAGAUGUUGUUCUGGCUUUGACACAAAUCACUUUGGUGUGUAUUAAAACAGAAACGUUUGUGCUUGGAAAAGGUAACAGAAGGUCCGGCUUUCCUAACCGAGGACCAUGAGAAGCACUGUGGAAACAUUGGUUUUCUAAACCUGGAUAUCGAGGAAAACAAAAUGACCAGUUAUUGCAAGAUGUUGAUACGGAGGCUGCACUCCAAGGGAACUGCCCCAGUCUCUGAAUGCUCCUGAAUUCCGCAGCCCUGCGGCUGCACUGGUGUGAGCUCUGCUGGGAGCUGAGGUGUGUUUGGGAAUCCCCCCGGCAGCAAGGAACAACAAUACAUUUGCUCUUUGUGUCGCACCUGUGGCCUCUGGUUGUUCUGCCGCCCGCCUGCGUCGGCUCACACAGCGUCAGCAACGGAGACAUCCCAGCAGCAGCUUUGAAAGUCCCAUUUCAGGUUACAGUGUGGUCCAGAUGUGCUGCCUGAUCCUAUGGUGUUAAUAUUUGAUACGUUCUUGGUAAAAUCUCUUUAUCUUCUAAAUGGAGUUUCAGAUGUGGGAGGGGGAGGUUCCCCCUCACCUCUGUGUGUUACAGUGGGGACAUCAGCCUGUGCUGGGGAACGUUCAGAACCAGAGUGGAGCUGUGGCUGAGCCCUCAGUCGCUCCUCAUGGUGUGUUUUGUUCCCGUGGCAGCGGCGCUGAGAUGCCGGGCGGUAUUACCAGGCAGUAUCACUGGGCAGUGUGGCCAGGCAGUGUCACUGGGUGGUGUUGCCGGGCGGUGGGGCCGAGCCCUCGGGAACGGUGCCCCCUCACCCGGGAAGCAGCCCCUGAGCCCCCAGUUGUCAGAAUUGAUGUAAAUGGUAUGGACAUGACUCGCUUUCUAGGGGGGGAAAUUGACACCCGUUCUCUUAUCUUCUGAGAACAUGGUCAUGCCCAGGUAUGUGCUUCAUUCCAAAGAUGCUUCGGUUCGGUUUUGUUGAGACAGCUUGGUUGGCGAGCUCAGCCUUAUGGUUUGUGACCGUAGGAAAGGAAGGAGGGUGGAAGAAGGAUAUUCCUUUUGGUUUUGUUGUUCUGGCCAUCCACUCGGGUUUCUGUCGGAGCAGAGGAGAAGGUCCAACGCCAGCUCCAGUCUGGGUGCACGUGGGCAGUUGGCUGCAGGCCCUGGGGUUCAGGACAGCAGCAGUGCCUGGACCCGCACCCGCUGUCUCCCGCCCUUUGCGCUGAGCGGGAGUUUGUGCCGCUGGCGUUUCCAGGGCUGUGUCUGGGGCUGGAGCCCGUGCGGUUCAGAACCAGGCGGCCGGGGCGAUGCCGCUGGGAAGUGAGGAACCGCCAAACUGCAGCUGACCCUGAAGAGCUGUGGCCUAGUGGAGCUGGGCUCUGGGUUGGAGGGGUUUUAAUGCACGUGUAUUGAAUUCCAGAGGAAAACUUCAUCUAGUCGGUUAAUUGAAACAGCUUUAGUGGCGUAUGUUACGUGCUAACACACAAAGCAGCGUUGCGGUCUCUGAAACAUGCAUAGAAGGACGUAUAUUUAAGACAAUUCUAGACGUAAACAAGCAUUAUGGUUCUUAUUGGGAUCUUUUGGCAUCUAAACUCUUAAAUGGGGAAAACAUCUGUGAAGCUCCUGCUAGAACAGCUGCAGAGUGGUGAAGAAUGAAUGUGGGACAAAUCACGUUUGGAUGCUUCACUCCUGCCACUUUCAGUCAAUAAAGGAGCCAAAUAACAUGCUUGUGAUUUAUAAACAUUAUUUUAAUGUUCAUGGCUUUUACAUGUUACACAUCCCAGGGUCUCAACUGCUGCAGUUCAUAUAACGUACGGUGAACAGGGAGGCGCUGAGUGUCCCAAAGCACGCCUCAAAUCUGUAGGAUACUCUUACCUGGAAACCUCAUUGGACAUUUACUCUUUGGUUUCUGAGUGUGUUCAACUAGGUAGUAGUUUAUUUUUAAUGCAUCCUAUUAAAUUUAUUUUAAACCACUUUUUUCUAAGCUGUAAAAUAUGCAAUGUGACUCAAUAUGUUUGAAUUGAAAUGAUUUGUCAGGUGACACGUAGUGGAAAUAAUCUUUAUUAUGACAGUGAUGUUUUUCUCAAGUAUUUUGCCAAGAAAAGUGAAUUUCUCAGAUUAAAUGGGUAGAAGUCAGCCAAUACCUUUUUCAAAGAAUGUGAGUUUGUCUCCACCUCUGUGACUAGUUGGAAGUAUUUGAGUAUACAUAAUGUAUACAUUAAAAACAAUU